UUGGGAGCUAUAGUUCAGCUCAGUGAACAGUGAAACCACAGGGAACCGGAUUCAUGAACACUUUGUUUUCAUUCACUCCAGAGAGAGGAAAGGAAAAAAAGCCUGAGGUUCACAUAUUUGUUUAUAUCGACUGCAACUUUGUCAAGAAUCAAGGAGAAGUCACGUGCAGGAAAAAGGGUGUACUCGGUGGCAUGCGAGGGAUCAGACUGAUGGAGCCUUUCUCUGGAGAUACAGAAGAAACCACAGAGGACAUCCCAGGACGUAAAAAAUUCAAGCUCAAGAGUCUGAAAACUCGUCUCUUUGGGAGAAGUAAGAGAGCAGGUGGAGAAGGAAACGCCAAACUCAGCCAGUCAGCCAGUGACAUAACUGCAGGAAAAGGUCUAGGAUCAGAAGAAGAUUUGGUAUGCUCGCAGGGCAUGAUGGGAUCACGGGCACUGUCCCACGACAGCAUCUUUCUGGCUGAUCAGGUCCUGACAGACCCUGAACCAGCCAGGGUCUUAUCCCAGGAGAACGUUCACAGCAAAAUCAAAGCUCUGCAGAUGAAACUUCAGCAGCAGAAAAUGCAUUUGGGGCCACCUCCUAUGGUUAUGCCAAUGAGACGUCCAGCGGAUCUGAGUAGCGAGGACUCUCUUCUCCACAGUCCUCACAAUUCAGGAGAAGAAGCUCAGGAAGCCCUUACAAAGGCGAUUUCUCAGCCAACAUCUUGUGCACUUUCACCCAACCCCAAACUUGCACCUACUAAGUCUCUUCCCUCGACUCCAUCCCAUUCGUUUUCUCUUUCCGUCCCCUCUAUUUCUCCUUCUUCUGCUGCCGAGGCCCCGUCAGAUUUUAGCACACCAGCUCAGUUCACCCCCUGUUUGGACACUUCUGCUGCACGUCACCGAAUGUCUAUUAAACCCAGAAACCAGAGGGCCAGCACUAAGAAGAAACUUGCUGUGGCUGACUCUCAGUCUCAUUUAGAAACCCUGAACAACGUUGACCGACGCGAGCCUGUGAAAGAAGAAAAACAGCAUCUCGGUGCUCGAGAGGAAGAAACAGUGCAAACAAAAGAAGAAGAAAUUGGGGUUCCUGUUGUACACGAGUGUCUUCCUUCAAAAUGGGCAGAAGUGGCACCGGCCACAUCAGAGGCACUACUCAAAUCAUCUGGUCAAAGUUUCUCCAAACAGGACCAUGCUGUUCCUGUAGCCUUCCAGGUACUUCGAGUUAAACCUCACAGGCGUGUAGAUUCAACAUCCGGUCAGCGGCCACACUCAUCCUUCAUAGAGUCAGGACUGAAGGAACAAAGACAAGGGGAUUUGGAGAAACAAUCAAUACGUCAUGACAGGGAAAAUACUCUUUACAAACCUGGGACGACUGAAGUUUUCACAGACCCGCCCUGUCCUACCCUUGGUUCAGGGAUGGCAUUCAGGUCUUCCUCUGUUAAACAGCAGGUUCAAAGUGAUGGCAAGACCACAAAAGGAAUAAAAAGAUCUACCCAAGGAUCUGGCUCUUUCCACUUUUCUGUCACCGCAUCGAAAAACCAAGAUGCAGAAAGACCGCGAUCGGGCAGUUUUUUGGGAGUGCUGGAACGGACUGAAGCCAGGAACAGGACAACCAGUGAAACAGAGGAGAAAAACACGAGGGAAAAGGAGGAACUUAAAGAGCUAAGGGAACGUCCUUUUGCUUAUGGAAGGUUUCGACCAGAGGGGGCACCACCUAAAACCUCAGCUGUUCCCCGGGACAGGAAAGACAGCUUCAAAAAGGUGGAAUCAGAGACACCAUCUAAAGAUGCACCCGCAGAUGCAGGCGCUGCUGAGGCAGAGGAGAUGGAGAGCAGCCAGGAAGAGGUGGAAGAGGCGGUCGAGGCAAAGGAGGUUCAGGAGGAACAAGGAAAAACAGCUUUCGGUAUCAAACUGCGCUCCACAUCUCAUUCACUUAAACUUCGGUUUGAUACUGCUUCAAACAGGCAUUCAAAGUCAGCAGUGGGUGAGGACCAGCGUGACAAACAAAAAUGUCCAGAAGUGAGUGAAAAAAAGCAGCAAACAAAUGCAUCAUCCUCCUCUGGAGAGCUCAGGCCAACAGAUCAAACCCCAUCUGGCUUCUCCCCUCCAGUCAAACAUAGUGCUCCAUUUACCAGCGAAACAUCAGGGGUUCAGACGACGUCUGCAAACCCGAGAGAGGCAGAAGCUACACCCCAGGAGCCUCAGCCUGCCCCGCAGACAGCCUCAUCUGAGGUGUCCUGGAUGACUCUAGCUAUGGAAAAGACCAGGAGCCUCCAACAGCUUUUCACUAGCAGAUUCCCCAGAGAUUUUGCUGGAAAUUUACAGGCAAACAUGCAAUCUGCAAUUCGACCGCAGGCACAAGUGCAGCCCACAAAUCAAUCAGAGACAGCGGCCGGGACUCAGACACAGACUGUGCAAGCUGGAAGUCAGCCAUCAGGUGACACAGUAAAAGCAGAAAAGGCUCAAAGUGGAAGUCAAGCACAGACUGUCAAAACCUCACCGAUAUUGCUGCCACAGAAAGCAUCUCCUGUGCUGUCAAAUGCCUCCAGAGAUCCACAAAUGUCAAAACACACCAGUGAAGACCAGACAAAUACAAUGAAGCCUGUCUCACAUCCAGUGGUGACCAAUCCAUGGACAACCCAGUCUCCUGUGCGCUCCCCUUCACAGACAGACAGCUCAUGUCAGUUUGCACAAGGGAGCUCCACACAGUCUCUUGCACAAUCUUACCUUACCUCAGGCCAGCAGCAAUCCUCCUGGAGCAAUCGAGGUCUCCACUCUGCGCAGCAGCUCAAACCCACAUCUUCCGGUCCAAGAGGCGAAGGAGAAGCCAGUGCACAAAAAGAGGGUCCGCCACUCACAGCCAGAAGAGCAUUUUGGUCUGGUUCUGUAAGCGAGAAGGCUGCUUUUUUAGAGAGACAAGCAGAGUGGACCACACCACCUGGACCCAAGGGGGUGGAUUUGAGGAAAGCUAAUAUAGACAUGCAGGCAUCAGGUGAAUCCCCUAACUUGGCAAAAACCACACCUGUAAACAAAGACACAGUGGCAGAGGAAAUACAAGCAGUAAAUCUUGCAGAAUUAAGCCCCAUCAAAGUUCCAGAAAGGCCACGUGAGGACAGAUGGUCACGGAAAAAUUCACCGUCUUCUUCAUCGCCGUCAUCAUCACCCACACUGCCGUCGGUGCUGCAGUCCAUGUCUGACAGCGGCCAGCCAUCCUGGAUGGAACUGGCCAAGAGGAAGUCAAUGGCAUGGAGUGAUAAGACCAUGGACUAAGAAGGAAACAGUAGUAUGAAGAGCCCACCAUGGAGACAAAUAUGCCUUUGUCAUGGUUCAUGUGUAGACUGUCAGAUAGCUGUUGAUUUACUGAACUCUGCAGAGAUUGUUUGAUGCUGCUGUUAUUUGGAUUCAAGGGUUAAUGUUUAAUUGAGAGGGAGGGGAGUUCAUUAUAAUCCCUGUUAUUUAGAUAAGAUGUAAUGUUUCACGUGAUUCAGCAUUUCGCUGCUGUUAACAGUUUAUGUUAAAUAAUAAAAAUUUUCUCUUAUCCAGUGACUUAAACUAAGAUCCCUCAAGUGAAAUAAAAAAACUAAAUUACUUUAGACUAUAAACUAACUUGUUUGAUAUCCCCCCAGUAUCACCUGAAGUUGGACAUCAACUCUGCUAAAACUACAUUUUUAUAAAAGUUACACUUUUUAGAGAUCGUGUGCAGACUGAUGAUCAACACUGAAUUUAGAGCAGAAAAAUAUCCCAGCUCUGCGUGUUUGAUUAUUUUCUCAUCUGCUGGUGUAUCCUGGAUAUUUACUUCCUCACUAGUCUACAGCCCCACCUGCAGGCCAGAUUUCAGACCUUUUCUCCAGGCUCUACAGCAUCAUUGCAAAUGUGGAUUGAAAUUUGCCUUUUUAAUUAAAGGUCAGGCCUUAUUUUCACACUUUAAAA
Molecule: messenger RNA, 3911 nt
Organism: Archocentrus centrarchus (flier cichlid)
Lineage: Eukaryota; Metazoa; Chordata; Actinopteri; Cichliformes; Cichlidae
Gene: cracdla
Product: cracd like a
Exons: 10
Coding region: 54-3251 (1065 amino acids)
Source: RefSeq, a predicted model, not a curated record